UCAUUCAAUCUGUCAAUUGUCAUCGAGGAUUGGAAUUUCGAGGUGCGGGGGGAGGAAACAGAAGAAAAUGAAACGAGACGAGAGAGGUGAACCGUGCAUUCAUCGCUAUUUAAUUAUGUAGAUUAUCAAACUUUAUAGUCCCCAUUGUUCAGACCCGAAGUUCACACGCAAAGUAUAAAAAGUUUACCAUCGAAAUUCCCACGGGGGCGGCGAUGCCCGAAGAAAGUUGUCAGUCGCGUGUGUUGUGUUUAUAGUGAAGUUCAUGUUUUGUGCCCAGACUCGUCAAGUCAUCAUACGAGACUCGCUCAUUCAUACGUGCCAAAACACAAUUAAGUGCGACUGUUACGAUUACGCCAACGUAAUCCAUCCGCAGUGUCGUCUCGCGACGAUAGGAACAAUUUGGAAAGCGUAAUCCGAGAUCUCGCUCGGUGAUUCGUGAAAGCGUCUCGCUCGGCGAUGGCGGGGUUCCAGGCGCGCGACACGAUGCCCAAGCUGGGCCACGUGACGGACCUGCGCGAGCAGUGGCUGGUGCGCGCGGACGGGGCGCUGGCGCACCGCCUGCAGGACCGCGAGAUCUCUUCGCGCCUGUGCGAGAACCGCUGCCGCAACCAGCAGAUCCGCGAGGACUUCCCCGUGGCGCUGGGCGAGCAGCAGCAGCUGGAGAGCGAGGCGCGCGGCCGCGAGCGCGCGCGGCGCCGCCAGGCCGAGCGCGACGCCGACAUCGCGCGCCAGAUGGCCGAGAUCCACCUGCGCCGCCAGCGCGCCGCCGCCGCCGCGCGCCCGCUGCAGCCCGGCCCCUCGCGCGCGCCGCCCCCCGCGCCCGCCCCCGCUCCCGUGCUGCCCGACAUCAGCCCCGACGAGCUGGGCCUGUCCCCUGCUGAGGUGGAGGAGAUGCGGCGGCGGCUGUGGCAGGAGGAGCGCGACGCGCGCCUGGCCCGCGAGCUGAGCCACGCGGACGGCGGCGACGCGCUGCUGGCGGCCGACAUGCGCUGCGCUGUGGAGGCGCAGGACGGGGAGCUCGCCCGCCUCCUCCAGGAGAGAGAGUACAAAAAGUUGCAAAGAGCCAAAGAGAAAGCGAAACAGAAGGCUCUACUGAAAAAGCAGCAAAGGCUGUCUCAGCAGCAGAGCGAGGGGCAGGCGGGGGAGUCUCAGAGCUCACAGGCACAGCUGCUUGAUGCAUACAGCAAUCCACAGGACCUUAUUCGAGAAACAAAUGGCAUGAGACUCUGCAAGUCUGUUGAUUCAGACUUGAACUAUGUUGAACCUUUUGAAAAGGAACAAAUUCAGUCAAAAGCCAGUGCCUUACAGUCUAAAGAAAUAUCAAAACAAUAUUAUAACAGUGACAGUUUCACCAGGAGGACUGAUGUAGGAGGGUGCGAGCUCGGCUGCUCAUGGUCCGUAUCACAUGAUGAUACGGACCAUGAGCAGCCGAGCUCGCACAGCGUGGCGGCCAUGCAGCACCGACAGCCGCCGCCGCCGCCCGCCGCCAACAAGAAGCCUCGAUUCCCUGACCCUGUCAGCAUCCGGCCCGCAUCUCACUACCCCACAGACCAGGCUGAUACCGGUCCCCCUGGAGUGCCGCACCCCGGCAUGUCCCACAGCUACAGUGACAACAACAAUGUGUACACCUCCACCUUCCCCCCUGACUACAGCUCCACCUCUCAGAGCCGCGGCCACGACUGCAGCGACCCCUCCAAAAGACUGUCAGUCAUAUCUGACAUCACAGCUGAAGCCCUCAACAAGAAGAAAAACAAACAAGAACAGGUGCACAAGAAAAGAAAGGGAUGCAAGAUUCAAUAACUUAUCAUCUGUGCCUUACACUAUCUUUAACUUGAUUUGAUAUUAAUUUGUUAAAUUAUGUAAGAUUUGGCAACUUUCCAAUGAGGUGGCAAUCAAUCAUACUAGAAGAGUGUUUAAUUAACUGAACUAGUUUAUUUUUAUUUUAUAAAUGUAUCUUUAGAUGUUUUUAUAGAUACUUACUUUAUAUUUUUAUUUGGUAAUAAUUGCAGCUGCAAGAAACCAAUGAGCCAUUUUAUGUUUUGAUAAGUCACUUUUUAUUACACAUAAGAGUAUUUUUAAGUUGCAAACAUACAUUCCUGUAUGUGAUUAUUAUGAUUGAUAUUAUUUAUCUUGAUUGGUGGUGAUUAAGUUGACUCUUCCAGACAUGACUAAUGUGAUUGAUGAUGUUAAUGAUGUGAUGCUGACUUAAAAAGCUCAAAAGUCCUGGGUCAUAUAGUAUAGUUCUGCUUUCUUGGAAAGCAAUAAUAUAUGAAUCUCUUUCACUGAAAUAAUCUCUUUUCCACUUCAAGACUGAUUUUGAACUUUUCAAAUUUAUUUUGUUGAACUCAAUAAAUACUUUCCAUUAUUAUAAGUAAUAAUAUUCAACAUUGGUGCUCUCAAUUCCACUAUCAAAGUAUCUACAUUGAUAAUGUAAUUAGGUAAGUAGCUUUAGCUGGCUUAGCAGUUAGCACCUAGAAGAGUUUACAUUUACAUAAAAAACUAAAGUCUAUUUAAGAACCAACUUUCUCUAAACUUGAAUUUAAAAUAACUAGUGCAUAAGUAUAAUUAAAUUAGAGACUACUUUAUAAGCUUUAAUUGCAAUUAACGGCCUUAAGGGAACUGAACCAAACUUGAAUUAUUUAUAAACAUUUUACAAUUAAAUAUGUAUGUACCUACCUAGGUAAUUAAUAUUUUUAUAAGUAAACUCCAGUCAAAGCGACUUGUUUCUCUCUAUAUUCGAAUUUGAAUAAAAACUAUUGUUGUAAUAUGAAA
This is a messenger RNA of Plutella xylostella (diamondback moth), 2772 nucleotides long. RefSeq lists its product as uncharacterized. The record is from RefSeq and is a predicted model, not a curated record. NCBI's taxonomy places the organism in Eukaryota, Metazoa, Arthropoda, Insecta, Lepidoptera, Plutellidae.